Messenger RNA from Anguilla anguilla (European eel), 1718 nucleotides. RefSeq names its product type-1 angiotensin II receptor-associated protein-like. Gene Ontology annotation, cellular component: plasma membrane. Lineage: Eukaryota; Metazoa; Chordata; Actinopteri; Anguilliformes; Anguillidae. Gene Ontology annotation, biological process: regulation of blood pressure; angiotensin-activated signaling pathway. The coding region runs from base 131 to 586 and encodes 151 amino acids. The transcript is spliced from 5 exons. The record is from RefSeq and is a predicted model, not a curated record.
ACAUGGUUAGUGUUUUAUGCUUGACUGGAGGGAGGGGUCGGACACUUAGGCAGGAAAAAGGAGCCCGGUUUUGUGCUUUUUAAUGUGACAUUCUAAAAGCUAACGGGAACGUCUACACUUUCCAGUUAGAAUGGAAAUUCCAGCCAUAAAUUUGAAGGCCAUAGUGCUAGUCCACUGGCUGCUGACCAUCUGGGGCUGUAUGGCUUCGCUGCCAGCCUCUUAUGCUUGGGGGAACUUCACAAUCCUUGCUGUGGGCGUGUGGGCCAUCGCACAGAGGGACUCCAUUGAUGCUGUGCUAAUGCUCCUGAUUGGGAUGAUUGUGACCAUGGUGACGGACAUGGUUCACAUAGGGCUUUUCUACCCAGUGGGCGAUUCCUUGCCAGAGCGUGCCCGGGACACAUUCCACUUCAGCGUGGGAAUGGCCAUCCUCAGUCUCCUGCUCAAACCCGUGUCCUGCUUCUUUGUCUAUCAAAUGUACCGUGAGAGGGGCGGGGACUACAAUGUCAACUUUGACUUGGAGACCUCAUUGGACAGUCGCUGCACCACGGACAGUUGUGACAGUGCCUUGCUUGGUCGGCGCUACUGAACCCCCCACUCCCUCCUCCCCCCCGCUCCUUUCUCUCAUCUCUUCAUUCAAAGCGCUGUCCUCAGAUGACCUGAGUUCGGCCUUCCCAACUGUCAGCCCUACUGUAUUUAUCAAGUCAGGAUUGCCCAAACACACCCUCAGUCCUCCUCGAAUCAGAAUGAGGGGGCACCUGUGUUCUCAUUGGAACUUUCUUGGUCCUUUCUCCUUCCCUCCUCCAAUCACAAUGCAGGACCUUCCCCUGAAUCCCUCCUAUAUCUGUCAUCCUCAGUCAUUCCGUCACAUUAAAAUCACCUUUUCCUGUGUUUGUACCUGUUUAAUACAUGUUGUGUGUAUAGAUUUCUUUUCCUAGCUGUUGAUGUCUGCUGCUGUCUCAGAUGUUCCUUUUUUAUCUGUGUGUUUGCAUGAUUGUAUGUGCAUUUGUGAUGUUAUUCUGUAUGGUAUAGAAGAAAUAAGAUUAUUUAAAUCUGCAAGUAUUUUAUCACUGUCUGGCAUGUGUGAGGAAAAGCCAUUUAAGAAGCAAAAUUCUUAUUUAUUUUAGUGAUUAAUACCACAAAAUAUAAAUUGCACAAUUUCUCUCAGUUUUAAUGCAAAGUGUGUACUGUAUCUCACUGGACAGACAGAAUUGAUUCCCUUUUUUAGUAUUAUGCAUUGCAUAGGUGAUGUAGAUGGAUUGUUUUUUUGCUCUGAAAAUAAUGAAGGGAAUAAUUAUAUGAUGUGGUGCUCACUUAAGAAAUGCUUGUUUUUUAUAUUGUUUGGUAUUGUGUUUUUUACAUUUACUUAUUACUGUGUGUUUAUAAUAAGAAUAGUAAUUUUUUUUAGAAUAUACAUUUUUAAAUGGUUUAGUUUUAAUAAAUUAUAUUCGGGAAAAUCAACAACAUGAUCUGUGCCUUAGUGUCCUUAAAAUGCCUAAACUGAAUUGGACAGGCCUCCUUUUGGUAUAAGCCACUGCUAGUACUUACUGACUGUGUUGGUUUCCUCAAAAUAAGCUGCAAAUUUGUCAGAAUUUGCUCUGCACUCAGGUUUCACUGGUUUUGACUAAUAACCAUUGUUUUGAAUAGAAAUGGAUGGUGUUAGUGCAUGAACCAAAAUAAUUCAGCAAUUACAGUGUAUUUAUUAAAGACUUACACUCACU